UUCUAUCUAUGAUCUAUGAAAUAAACCAUAGAUAAUAGAUACACAAAGGGUGAUAAAAUGGAAACAAUGAAUGGAAAUAAACCGUGCAAAAUUGACAGCAGCAACAAUUUUUCCUCAGGAAUUUGAGAGAAAUGGAAGAUCGCGGGACUGUAUUACGGGAUUUAAAAAUAUGCAGAUUUUGUUUGGACGAAAAUGGCCCAUUCACGAAUAUAUAUGAGAAAGAUCCUCAGCAAGUUGUUCCACUACCUCUUCAAAUGAUGGCUUGCGUUUCUAUUGAGGUAUUUCCAAAUGAUGGAAUGCCGCAGCUCAUAUGUAGAGCUUGCAGAUAUCAAACACAACAAGCGUACAGAUUUAAAACGACUUGCAAAAAGGCUGACGAUGCGUUGAAAUUAUUUUUAGCAACUGGAAAUUUGGUAAAACCAGCUGAACUAUCAAAUGAGUCAAAAAAGAGAAAUUUGCUUCCUAUCCAAAAUGAAAGUGGUCAUACAAAAAAGUCAAAGACAAAUGAUGGCAAUUCUCCUGUGGUAUAUUCUGUAACAACAGACAAUAAAGAAUCCCAAAGUGAACUUCAAAUAUCCACUAAGGGAGAAAAUGAAACGGAAAUGUUGGAUUUCGAUCAAAAUUCUAAAAACCAAAUUAGCUCAGAAGAAAGUGAAACUCAAGAAGAGGGAAAUGAAAAUUCCAUAACAAAAGUGUCUCAUGUGCGUACAGAUGUUUUUUCAUGUCCACAUUGUGAACGUUCGUUUCCACUACAACAGCUAUUAGAUCUGCACAUGAAGAACCACGAUCGUCAACGCAACUUUGAAUGUGACGAGUGUGGACGUAAAUUUUUUACAAAAUAUGAUCUUGGCAAACAUUUUCAAACUCAUCUGAAUAGUAAACCUUUCACGUGUGUCGUAUGUAGAAAGCAGUUUUCGCGCGAAUCACUUCUUCAUCGACAUGAGAAGAUACAUGUUCAAGCUCCGAAGUACCUAUGCACUGAAUGUGACCGUACAUUUUUGACCAGUGAAGAUUUGGAUGCUCACAUGGAAAGGCAUAAAAAGAGAAGACCAUUCUCUUGUCGAUUAUGUAACAAAAGUUUCGUAUUCAAACAAGGACUUGAGAGACAUGAAUUAAGUCACGCUGAUCAGAAACCACACAAAUGUAAUUAUUGUGAAGCAAGCUUUACUUCUCCACUUAAAUUAACCAGACAUAUCACUUCCCAUGCAGGUUUACGACCGUAUCCGUGUAAGCUGUGCGGUCGUACUUUUCUCCUCAGUCACCAUCUUACGCGACAUAUGCGAAGCCAUUAUGCAGCAAAAUCACCAAACGCCCAACCAAUCGGACAACAUAAAUGCGACAUGUGUAGUAUGUCGUUUCGACGUAAAGAUUCGCUAAUCAAUCACAGUGCGAUCCAUUCGAUGGUUAACUUGAAGUGUGUCAUCUGCAACACUGAAUUUGAGAACGCUAAAAUGGUUAAAGAACACAUCACGACACAUUUGGCAGGUCUUCCAUAUCCUUGUGACAAGUGCGACUAUUCCUUUGAUACGCAAGAUCAGCUUGAGGAGCACGAACUUAAGCAUGCAGAAAUGGAAUACGAAGAACAGAUCGAGAGGGAAGUGACAGAAGAAGCAAUGCAACAACAGCAGCAACGAACCGAUCACUAUAGUGGCAUGGGGGAUGACGGAGACGAAGCGUAUUCUGGCGAAGAAGAUAUUGCAGAGUUCUCCAUCACCAGUGCGGAUAAUCCAGAAAUUAUAAGAAGAUCUAAAAGAGAACGGAAAAUUAAAAAUUUUGCGGACUUCUUAAAAGAUGAACUUGGAUCAGAUAUGGAUGAAGAUGCUUCACAAGACAUACCAAAUAACGAUGAAGAAGAAGACGAAGACGAUCUACUAUAUAAACCUCCGCCUCCUACCACCGUCAAUGAAACCAUUAAACCAGUUGUUCGCACAGAAGGAACUAAAGUAUAUACCCGCAAGAACGCUCCAGAAAAACCAAAGCCAGUGGCUUUAACUACUUUCGUUACACCAACGGCUCAGUCUGCAUCAAUACAACUUCCCACUCAUCAGUUAGAUCAAAUCUCACAACUACCUUUAUUAGAUAACAUGGGUUUGUCUAAAGAUGCGGCAAAUGCAUUUCCACCAAACAAGAACUACGUGGACAUGAAAAUAGGCAACAAGUUGGUCAGGGUUCAGAAGUUAAUUAUGAGUAAAGCAGAAAUUCAAGCGAUGGCGAAAGAAGGCAAAAUUGAAAUGAAAGGGAAUACCAUUUUACUUAAGAAAAAACAGACAUUAAACAGUGUAACCGCACGAACAGCUCAAUCUUUACAAAAUGUUACAAUUGAUUCCAUUUUUCAAGAAGCUGCCGCAAGUGUGGAGCCGUCGAAUGUUCACAGAAAACAACAGAAUAGUUCGAAUAAUGAAAAUGAUAUAUUUGAGGAAGAGCAAGAAGAUCGAAACGAGAGUAGGAUCAAUCAACACGUAAGCGAGGUAUGUAAUUAAAAAUGACGCAGUAAUUAAUAGAAAUCAGGUUUCUAUUACGUCUUAUUUUGUAAAUUAUUUCCAUAUAGCACUAAAGCUUUAUUUGAAUAAGUUGAUUAAUUAAAAUUGCAAUUAUAUUGUAUUAAAGUCAUUAUUUACCUGAUAUUUUGGUUGAUUCAAUAAAAGAAAGGAUUAAUAUAUC
This is a messenger RNA of Agrilus planipennis (emerald ash borer), 2661 nucleotides long. Its product is annotated as zinc finger protein 502. NCBI's taxonomy places the organism in Eukaryota, Metazoa, Arthropoda, Insecta, Coleoptera, Buprestidae. Bases 132 to 2480 code for a protein of 782 amino acids. Gene Ontology annotation, molecular function: zinc ion binding. Gene Ontology annotation, cellular component: nucleus. The transcript has 7 exons. The record is from RefSeq and is a predicted model, not a curated record.